CCCCGCGACAAUACGAUGUCUCAAUUUAUUUUAGGGACUGUAGAUGCGCCGGAAGACAUUGAGGAUGACGAAGAGGAAGAAGAUGCUUUCGCAGCUAGGCGCAGAAGAUUUAGGCACCCAAUGCGCGCCGAUGAGUACAUCGAAAGUGAUUGCGCCAGUUUCCUUCUUCGACAUCGUCUCUGGCUAAUCGCUCUCUAGGAGUUGUCGGACAUCAAGACGAGGAAAUCACUGAUUCCGACGUCGAGAUCACGGACGUAAAGCAGAAGAUCCGCAAAGAUGGAGCAGUCAAGGCAGGAGAAAAGGUGAAAUGGUCCGAUGAGGAUAGCGACGAUGCCUAUAAGAAAUUCAUGGAGAGGAAGAGCAUCAAGCGCAAGAAAACUGCAGCUACGAAGAAGAAACUCGCAGAGAAGACCAAAAAGGCAACGGCCGAGAGGAAGAAACAAAAGAAGAACGGUUCCGCCGAGCCAGCUAAGAAGAAACAACGAGUUUGGGGAGAUGCUUCAGAUGAUGACUUGGUGGACAUGGACAUGCCAGAGUACUUUCUUGAGAGACGGAGGGAUUUUGAUCAGGAAUACCAGAAGUUCCAGGACUCGGCACUUCAGAUCCCACCUUCGUACGAUGAUGUAUAUUUCUCGGACGAUGAGCGAAUUGCUGAACUCCAAGAGCGACCUGAUUUCCCUGCAAGUGUUGAACGGUCACGACCAUACAAAGAUAUUGAAUUACCAAACUCUUUAGGAAUAAUACCUGCUUCUAUUGCACAGUGUCUUCGAGAUUAUCAGGUCAAAGGCGUUGAGUUCCUUCAUGAAUUAUUCGUUUAUCAAAAGGGGGGCAUUUUGGGUGAUGACAUGGGCUUGGGGAAAACAGUUCAGGUUGCUGCGUUUCUUACUACCGCCUUUGGGAAGACAGGGGACGAGAGAGAUGAUAAAAGAAUGAGGAAAAUGAGGAGAGCCGGUAGACGCUGGUAUCCACGAGUGUUAAUAGUAUGCCCCGGCUCCCUCAUUCAGAACUGGGAAAAUGAAUUAAAAAGAUGGGGUUGGUGGCAUAUCGAUAAGUUUCACCAGAAAGAUAGAGAUGCCGUCCUUGAGACCGCGAAAGCUGGGCGAUCGGAGGUUGUCAUCACUACAUACCAAACUUAUCGAAAUCACAAGGACCACUUGAACCUCGUCCCUUGGGAUUGUGUUGUCGCUGACGAGUGUCAUACAUUGAAAGAAAUCAAGUCCGCAACAACUGAAGCAAUGAACGAGAUCAACGCGUUAUGCAGAAUUGGACUCACUGGUACAGCAAUUCAGAACAAGUAUGAAGAGCUCUGGACUCUUCUCAACUGGUGCAGUCCUGGGCGGUUUGGCCCCUUAUCGACGUGGAAAACCAGCAUUAGCGGCCCAUUACGGCAAGGCCAAUCGUAAGGACUUCUCUCUAAAUUGAGCUCUUAUGCUAAAUAUAUGAACAGUCACGACGCCACGUUUCAUCAGUUGAAGCAGGCGAGAGAAACUGCGAAUAAAUUGGUUAAUAACUUGCUACCGGAGUUUUUCUUGCGUCGUAUGAAGAGCCUGAUAGCCCAUCAGCUGCCAAAGAAAACAGACAAAGUUAUUUUCUGCCCCUUAACGGACAUCCAAAAGGAAGCUUACGAGCUAUUUCUUGAGAGUGAUAUUGUGGAAAUAGUCAAAUAUUCAACCGUUGGAUGCGAGUGCGGAUCUGGAAAGAAGAGAGGAUGGUGUUGCCAUGUGAUGCUCGAUGGUACUUCAUGGAAGGUAGGAAGAGAUUCUAAUGGCAUAUCCCUUGAUACUAAUUCUACUUUAGGCUUUAGUAUUUCCCGUCAUUAUCACUCUCCAGAAACUGUCUAACCACCUUGCCCUACUUAUUCCAAACUCCAAUGAUUCCCCAGAAAAGCAAGAGCGAGAUCUAGAGUUUCUCAAAACGAUGGUGCCGGAUAGGUGGAAAGAACUUUGGGCUAAUAAAGAAUCCUUAUUUAAUCUUUCCAAUCCUGAGUUCUGCGGCAAGGUCAGUCUCUAAGUCUGCGUGCCACUUCUUAAUCUAACUCUUGUUCGCAGUGGAAACUUCUGAAGAGACUGUUGAAACAAUUCCACGAUGAUGGUGAUAAAGUUCUCAUUUUCUCACAUAGUGUGAGAUUACUAAAAAUGCUCCACCAUCUUUUUAAUAAUACUAGCUACAACGUUAGCUUUCUUAGUGGUGAGAUGCCUGUCGACGAGCGUCAAAAAACUGUUGAUGAUUUCAACUCGGAUCCUCGGCAGUUUGUGUUCUUGAUUUCUACCAAAGCCGGAGGUAGGUUUUCUUCACAUCCGAUGAUAGAUAUCCUGCUAAAUUUCUUAGGCGUUGGAUUGAAUAUUACAAGCGCAAACAAAGUAAUAAUCUUUGACCCCAACUGGAAUCCAAGUUACGACCUUCAAGCCCAAGAUCGGGCCUACCGUAUUGGGCAAACCCGGGAUGUCGAAGUGUUCCGUCUUGUAUCCGCUGGGACAGUCGAGGAGAUCGUUUAUGCACGUCAGAUCUAUAAGCAACAACAAGCCAAUAUUGGAUAUUCAGCCUCGGUUGAGCGCAGAUACUUCAAGGGAGUCCAGCAAUCGAGUGGCCAAAAAGGCGAAAUAUUUGGGCUACAUAACUUGCUUACCUACCACGGCGAUAAUAUUGUUCUUCGAGAUAUCGUCAAUAAAACUAAUGUGGCGGAGGCGAAACGCGGAAUUGACAUGAUCGAAAUAAACCUGGAAGAACUUGAUGACGAUGACAAUCCUCUCAAGGUCGACAACGACGACGAAGAUGGAGCUAUGAGCCAACUCGUAGCUCUCAUCGAAAAGGGAGAAGAUCUCAAAACCACUACAACAAAACCUAAGCCGAAAAUGGAUCCCAUUCAAGCUAUUCUCACUUCAGCGGGAGUUCAGUAUACACAUGAAAACUCCGAAGUUGUGGGUUCCUCCAAAAUUGAAGCGGAACUCAGUAGACGAGCUCAAGAAACCGGGAACGAUGUCGAUUAUGGGCAACAAAAGCUUUUUGCGGAAUCUCAGAAUGCAGAAGACCAGUAUGUUUUCCAUCCACCAAAGGAUGUGAUGUACCGACAGUUCUGCACCAUGGCCAAGACUUUUGGAUUCGAGAAUGCGACCGAGUUUGCUCUUGUAGUAGAGAGUUGGACGCAGAAGCAGAGGACGGAUUGUUUAGAGAGGUUUUACUUAAAGCGAAAGGAGGGUAGUGCGGGAGAUAGCUUUCGGAGCGAGCCAGUUUCUGAGAAGACGACUAAAGAGGUAUUGGAUGUGCCUACUGAGACGGAAGACGAGAAUAUCGGGGACUAUGGAGUUCCAGAAACGGUUGGUGCAGGGAAUGCAGACAUGAUGACGAUUAUGGAUGUGCCUUCACCUGGUGUCAUGACUGUAAUUGGGACCGGGAAGGUGGAUGUGAAUGGUUUUGGUACUGAUACGGAGGAUGAGGAUGACGAGUUAUGAUGAUACCCAAGGGAAGGAAAGAGUUCGUAAUGGCUAUGGGAUCUGCGCAGCUUGAGAAAUAAGAAGCUGAUCAUAUAGAGACUCUCU
Messenger RNA from Hymenoscyphus albidus, 3536 nucleotides. The record is from the annotation of a GenBank genome assembly. NCBI's taxonomy places the organism in Eukaryota, Fungi, Ascomycota, Leotiomycetes, Helotiales, Helotiaceae.